Molecule: messenger RNA, 2350 nt
Organism: Monodelphis domestica (gray short-tailed opossum)
Lineage: Eukaryota; Metazoa; Chordata; Mammalia; Didelphimorphia; Didelphidae
Gene: WNT10A
Product: Wnt family member 10A
Biological process (GO): canonical Wnt signaling pathway; multicellular organism development; cell fate commitment
Cellular component (GO): extracellular region
Molecular function (GO): cytokine activity; frizzled binding
Source: RefSeq, a predicted model, not a curated record
GUUGGGGGGAGGAGAAGGCUGAGGCUGUUGAGUUCUUCUGGGCCAGGACAGUCACUUAUACAUUGGACUUCGAGACAGAGGGACGGAGGGACAGGCAGCUACGCCCCUGGGAGCUGAGAGUUCAGAACCAUUAGCAAGUCCAGUUUAGGGCUUCCAGCCUCCAGCUCUUUGCCGGCUCCCAGCCCUUUCAUUCUGCCACCCUAAGCUGUGACUCGCGCCCCCCCCCCCUCAGGCUUCGCCAGGAGCCGCUGGGAGGGGAGGGGGUAAGGGGGAAAUCCCCUCGUCCACCCUUGCCAGGAGGUGCCCCGCGCGCCCGCCCCCCCGGAGGGCGGUGCCCCGGGGCGCUGCCCCAUGGAGCGGGGAGGCGGGCGGCGUCUGCCCCUGGAGCCCUGACCCGAGCUGGAGCCAGAGUUCGAGCCCAAGUCGGAGCCUCCAGAGGGUCCCAGCAACCACCCGCCGCCCAGGCGCUCGCUCCGCUCACCGGGUCCGCCGCCCCUGCCCCGGCGGACCAUGCGCUGCCGUCCCCCGCCCGCGGAGCAGCGCGCUAGCCCUGCCGGGCUCUAAGCCCUUCACUCCGGCCCAGUCAUGGGCAGCACCCGAUCUCGCCCCCGGCUCCGGCCCCGGCCCCGGCCCCGGGCCCGGCCUCGGCCGGCUCUCUGCGCGCUCCUGCUGCUCCUACUCCUGCUGGCCGCUGCUGUGCCCAGGUCAGAACCAAAUGACAUUCUGGGCCUUAAACUGCCACAAGAGCCUAUACUGAAUGCCAACACAGUAUGCCUGACAUUGCCAGGACUGAGCCGACGCCAAAUGGAAGUGUGUGUGCGCCAUCCGGAUGUGGCAGCCUCUGCCAUCCAGGGCAUUCAGAUUGCUAUACAUGAGUGCCAGCAUCAGUUUCGGGACCAGCGCUGGAAUUGCUCCAGCCUGGAGACCCGAAACAAAAUCCCUUAUGAAAGUCCCAUCUUCAGCAGAGGCUUCCGAGAGAGUGCCUUUGCUUACGCCAUUGCAGCAGCUGGUGUGGUCCAUGCCGUGUCCAAUGCCUGUGCCCUGGGAAAGCUAAGGGCCUGUGGCUGUGAUGAGGCUCGCCGGGGGGAUGAAGAGGCUUUCAGGCAGAAGCUGCACCGACUCCAGCUGGAUGCUUUACAGAGGGGCAAGGGCAUGAGCCAUGGGGUCCCAGAGCAUCCAGCCUUGCCCCCUGCUGCCCCUGGACUCCAGGAUGCCUGGGAGUGGGGGGGCUGCAGCCCAGAUGUCGGCUUUGGAGAGAGGUUUUCCAGGGACUUCUUGGACUCCAGGGAGCCACACAGGGAUAUUCAUGCGAGAAUGCGGCUCCAUAAUAACCGUGUUGGGAGGCAGGCAGUGAUGGAGAAUAUGCGCCGGAAGUGUAAAUGCCACGGCACAUCGGGCAGCUGUCAGCUGAAGACCUGCUGGCAGGUGACCCCCGAGUUCCGGGCUGUGGGCUCCCUUCUCCGAGCCCGCUUUCAGCGGGCCACAUUGAUCCGGCCCCACAACCGCAAUGGUGGCCAACUGGAGCUGGGUGCGUCUGGGAGCCCCCUGCCUUCCCCAGGCUCGCCCCCGGCCCGCCGGCGCGCCAGUCCCACAGACCUGGUCUACUUUGAAAAGUCCCCAGAUUUCUGUGAGCGGGAGCCCCGGCUGGACUCGGCGGGCACCGCCGGGCGGCUGUGCAACAAGAGCAGCACGGGGCCGGACAGCUGCGGGAGCCUGUGCUGCGGAAGAGGACACAACAUCCUGCGCCAAACGCGCAGUGAGCGCUGCCGCUGUCGCUUCCACUGGUGCUGCUUCGUGGUGUGCGAAGAGUGCCGGAUCACCGAGUGGGUCAGCGUCUGCAAGUGACCUUCGCGGGCAUCUGCAAUCUGACGGACACCGGGGCGGGAUGGAAAGGGGGCUGGACUUGGACUUGGAUCAGUGGCCACGAUUCUCUGUGCAUCCUUGGGCUGCUCAUUUCUUUCUUUGGACUCACUGACUCCCUGGUCUGUAAAAUGAAGAGGCUGGGCCACACCAUCUCAAGUGUCUUCCACCCUAUACUUUUUCAGCUCCUUUUCCCAGCUCAUCCCAGGCCAGCCAGCUGUGCCCCGCCACUGUCAGCCUUGUCACCUAGGGAUCCACUGACUAGAUUCUCACCCUCUGCCUGUCUCCAUCCCUUCUUCCUAAACAGCAGAGCUGAUAAAGGGCUCUGAAAGGGGGAGGAAGGCCCCCCCCCCAUAUGGGGAGGUGCAGCAAUCACUCAGCAAUCCCUUCUCUUUCCCUCAAAAACUUCCCCACAAAACACUGAUUCUGUUGAGGGGAAUGAAGAGGUUUAUUAAAAAGAAGACACAGAGACAAUUGGGCCAUAGAGAUU